AUGGGAACUCUUGAAAGACCGUUUUCUUCUUCUAUUCAAUCUUAUUCACAAAAUGACUCUCACUUAUCAACGUCUCAACAAUCUUCCGCACCUACAUUUUAUGAAUCAAGAAACGAACGAAGAUUGUUUGGACAUCCUCAUAUAUACCCACCUCCAUUUCCUCCUUCUAGAGCGAGAGACAGCAUUGAUACUAAGCAAAGUAUUAGUUUGUUAAAUUCGAAUUUAGGUUCUGACGAUAGUUCUGGAACAAAACGAGUGAAUAAAACUCAUGUUCCUAGCGCCUGUGUCAACUGUAAGAGAGCACACCUUGCAUGUGACGGUUAG
Molecule: messenger RNA, 324 nt
Organism: Funneliformis caledonium
Lineage: Eukaryota; Fungi; Glomeromycota; Glomeromycetes; Glomerales; Glomeraceae
Source: the annotation of a GenBank genome assembly